UCCCGCCCCCGCCGGGAGUCCGACGUGGAAGUUGCUGGCGGACCGGGCUUCCAGGGAAACCGCCCCGGAGCCGGAGCCCGAGCCGGAGGCCGAGACUGGCGGAGGUGGCGGCGCGGAGGCGCAAAAAGAAGUUGUUGCCAAGUCCAGGGCGUGUCUCUGACGGUCGACGGGGGCAGACAUCAUGGGUGGUUUUUUCUCAAGUAUUUUUUCCAGUCUGUUUGGAACCCGGGAAAUGAGGAUUUUAAUUUUGGGAUUGGAUGGAGCAGGAAAAACUACAAUUUUGUACAGAUUACAGGUUGGCGAAGUCGUUACCACUAUUCCUACUAUUGGAUUUAAUGUUGAAACAGUAACAUACAAAAACCUUAAAUUCCAAGUCUGGGAUUUAGGAGGACAGACAAGUAUCAGGCCAUACUGGAGAUGUUAUUAUUCCAAUACAGAUGCAGUCAUUUAUGUAGUUGACAGUUGUGACCGAGACCGAAUUGGCAUUUCCAAAUCAGAGUUGGUUGCCAUGUUGGAGGAAGAAGAACUAAGAAAAGCUAUAUUGGUGGUGUUUGCAAAUAAGCAGGACAUGGAACAAGCCAUGACUCCCUCGGAGAUGGCAAAUUCACUUGGGUUACCUGCUUUGAAGGACCGAAAAUGGCAGAUAUUCAAAACUUCAGCAACCAAAGGCACUGGGCUGGAUGAGGCAAUGGAAUGGUUAGUUGAAACAUUAAAGAGCAGACAGUAAAGUCAGCCACUUCUCUGGAAAGAGGAACAUCGCGUAUCCCUUUGGAGUCACUUGUGCUCUACACUACUAAAUACUGACUGCACCAUUUGUAAUAAAUAUAAGAGUAUUUAGUUGGAGGGUUAACUCAUUGUGAUUGAACCAGCUGAAUAUCUUUUCUGUGUAAUAUAAAUAUCCCUGCCUUGCUUUCUUGUGUUAAGGUUAUAUAUUCUAUUUGUAUGGAAUUCAUAUUCAAAUGCAGUCCUAUUAAAGAUGUGCUCUUAUUGAGGUUAAAAAAAAAACUUCCUAUUUUUUAAUUAGUGAUUGUAGCUUGUUUGUAUUAACACUAAUAAAUUUUUUAACUCAGAUUUCCCUCCUUCCCCAAAAUGAAUUUUUUCCAAAGAUCAGACUUAAUAGAUAGAGUAGGGUAGGAAUAUAGUGCGGGUAAUUUGGUCUUCAUUUGCUUAAUGACCAUUUUAUUUAAGUUGUUUCAUUUAAAAGCAUUUGGUUAUGGGCAUGAAGCUUGUAGUUAGCUGCACUCUUACCUGUAAUUGUCAUUUUAUAAGUGCUUUAUAGUUGUCACAGAAAGAUUUUA
This is a messenger RNA of Condylura cristata (star-nosed mole), 1298 nucleotides long. RefSeq names its product ADP-ribosylation factor-like 1 (gene ARL1). Gene Ontology annotation, biological process: intracellular protein transport; vesicle-mediated transport. Lineage: Eukaryota; Metazoa; Chordata; Mammalia; Eulipotyphla; Talpidae. The record is from RefSeq and is a predicted model, not a curated record. Gene Ontology annotation, molecular function: GTPase activity; GTP binding. Gene Ontology annotation, cellular component: cytoplasm; Golgi apparatus. Bases 182 to 727 code for a protein of 181 amino acids. The transcript is spliced from 6 exons.